AUGUCGCUCGGACCAGCAGGCGCAAACUUAGACCCAGAGCACGCGGACAACUUCGAGGAUAUCGAGAAGCAGUUUGCCGUCAAAGUGGUGCAGCACAUGGAGACGUACUGGAACAUCCUGGAGAAAGUCCGCGGCUCGCAACUUCGCCUCACCAAAUUCGACGACGACAUCUACGAGCACUUUAAGAAGGAGUUCCCCGAGUUCGAUGCCUCGGCCACCAUCAACGAAGACGAUAUGAAGAGCAAGGUGGGAAAGGAACGAUGGCGCAAGUUCAUCGGCGAAUACGAGAAGAAAGUGGAGGACUACAACUUCGGGGCAAUGCUUAGGGCGAACCCAAAGACCGAGUACGGCGAGAAGGAGACAAUAUUUGCGGUGCGCAUGCAGUUCUACGCCAUUGAGAUUGCUCGGAACCGCGAAGGCCUGAACGACUGGAUCUAUGAAAAGGCACACUCGGAGGACAAGUAG
Trematosphaeria pertusa is the source of this 465-nucleotide messenger RNA. RefSeq names its product DUF757-domain-containing protein. The record is from RefSeq and is a predicted model, not a curated record. Gene Ontology annotation, cellular component: cytoplasm. The transcript is spliced from 4 exons. The coding region runs from base 1 to 465 and encodes 154 amino acids. NCBI's taxonomy places the organism in Eukaryota, Fungi, Ascomycota, Dothideomycetes, Pleosporales, Trematosphaeriaceae.